Messenger RNA from Symbiodinium sp. CCMP2592, 2475 nucleotides. The record is from the annotation of a GenBank genome assembly. NCBI's taxonomy places the organism in Eukaryota, Dinophyceae, Suessiales, Symbiodiniaceae.
AUGAUUCACGCCUUCCCACCGGGUCACAGCGUAGCCUCCUUUCAGGCUUGCGCGGCUUGCUUCUGCAAGGAGAACGUCUCUGCGGAUGUAAUUCGUUUGACACACGACGUUGUCUACGGCCAGGCAGCUGGCAGCGAGCUCCUCUUGGAUGUCUAUGCUGCCGACAAGCCCCUGGAAAAUGGCACAUCUCCGGCAAUCAUCAUGAUUCACGGCGGAAACUUCAUGGCUGGUAGCAAGGAUUCAGGCCCUGUCGUGGAUGAAGCCUACUUCUUUGCAAGUUCGGGCUUCGUGGCCUUCAGCAUCGACUACCAGUUGGAGUCCGACAGCUACCUUGCCGAGAACCAAGCCGUGCGGGACGCAGUGCACAAUGCCAAAGCCGCUGUGCGUUUCGUCCGGAAGAAUGCAGAGCGCUUCGGCGUCGACGCUGCCCACAUCGCUGUUUGGGGGGAAUCAGCUGGUGCCAUUGUGGCUGCCAGCAUGAACUCCGUCUCCACCGAGGGUUCCAGCGGCACUCCCGGUGUGUCGUCCCAGGUCGCGGCAGCCCUGGGGCUCUCGGGCACGCUCUGGCCGUUUCUGGUUGGCAUGCCUGGGAAUGACGCCGAGGAAGUCACGCCCUGGUUCAACGUCUUCGGCAGCAAGGAUCCCGUGGUGUUUCCCUUCCUGGCUGUGAUGACUCAUACGUUUCUGCUGGCGCGGGGCUUGUCUGCCGCCGAGAACCGCCUCGUUUGGGUGCCGGAUGGCGGGCACGUCCCAUGGGAUUCAUCAACCCGCUCGUCUCUCCGCCCGGCCAUGCUGCGCUUCCUGGCGCAGUCCUUGGAGCCACUGGGCUUCAGGCGGAUUGGCACCGUCGAUGACUUUAUGGAGAGCACCGACAUCAAUCAGCCCCCCCGGGCGCUCGGGCGCAGCAUUUCCACGACCUCGUCCGAUCACAUGCUUAUGGUCAUGGACAAGGUUCAGCUGCGCAAGGCUUUGGAGCAGCAAGGCUUCCAAGAGCUCGAGAAUUCGCUUGAAUUCCACCAGCUCUGGGACGCCAUCAAUAACAAUGGCAGCCUUGACUUGAAAAGCUUCCAUGCAGUGCUACGGCAUUUGAAGCUCUACCUGCUUUGCGGGGGCAUGCGGUGGACGUCGGCCGCCACCGGAACCGUAGCUCCACAGCUGCCAGAGGAGUCGGGCUUUAUCGGCUUCAUCGACUGGAACCAACGGCGAAUUGAUGAGUUUUACUUUCGAAGGCCGGACAGGCCGAUGGACUUCUUCUUGACCCACCGGAAGGCUCAGAUGAAGAUGCGGUGGGUACACUGCGCGCGGGUUGGACGACCGACCAUCUUGCGCCUGGCAGUGAAAUACCAAUUGCACCCGCUGCCGGUGGAAGACUUAAUCCAGUUGGAGCAGCAAUCCGUUCCUUUGGUCCGCAAGUACAACGAGAAUUUUUUCGUGGUGAUCCCUCUUUUGAGAUUGACCUCCGAAGCCAAGAGGAAGCUUAGCCAGUACCGUGAGCUGCGCUCAAGGCGCAUCUCUGACGUGCAGGCUGAGGCUGAGGAUAUCUUCACUGCUCCGGAGCUGGAGCACUGCCGCUUCGCAUGUUUCGCUGCGGGCCCGCCGCACUAUGACACCGUCAUCAGCUUCAUGACAGAGUGGAAGAAAUGCCAGUUACAUGGAGAAUCUGAGCAUGCCGAGACAGGCCGAGUUCGAAGUUCCAGUGACGACGCUCCAGGACGAACUCAGAUAGAUUUGUCGCCUUUGCCACUUCUGUCGCCCAGCAUGCCGUCGCCUUCCAUGACUUUGGGCGAGGCGGAGAGGCAAGAGACCGGCGACGAGCAGGACUUUUUCGCGGGGGUCGUCCGACAGAUCCAGCGAGAUUACUCCAUGCUCAGAGCCGGCAACGCCUCCUGGAUCCUGUGGCGCCUUGUUGACGUAACCAUCGACGAACUAUCGCCGAUCCUCUCCGCGUACAGAGCUCAGCUCCGGUGGUUUUCCAGUCUCAUCACCACUCAGGAAGCGCGAGUCUCCAAAGACGUGGAGAAGCGACUCCUGCGAAGCAAGGUCGAACUUGACUGGGUCCAGCGCAAGGUGCGUCCCAUCUUGAAGGUCUUGAAGCAUCUGAUCAAGGACAAGGCCAUCGACCCGGACGUUACCAGAUAUCUUGAAGAUGUUGAGGAUCACCUCAACCUUUUCUUGGAAGAGGUCAGCCGCAUUAUCGGAGUGUGCAACUCCUUGCGGGAUGAGGUGAACUCCUACAGGGACCGCCAGCAGCAAAAGGUGCUGUACGUGUUGACCUUGGUGACAACCUUGGUGAUGCCGACACAUCUCCUCACGGGCAUCUUUGGCAUGAACUGGCAGGAUGAGGCAGGUCAGCCCGUUGUUCCCGGGUUCGGCGUGAUGGCCGAGAAGCGAGGCUACUACCUCUUCUGGGGAACUUCGAUCACACUUACUUUUGUGAUUUGGACCACCUUCCGACGGAUCCUUAAGUGGAUCUGA